Molecule: messenger RNA, 1656 nt
Organism: Medicago truncatula (barrel medic)
Lineage: Eukaryota; Viridiplantae; Streptophyta; Magnoliopsida; Fabales; Fabaceae
Product: probable WRKY transcription factor 3
Exons: 4
Coding region: 256-1422 (388 amino acids)
Biological process (GO): regulation of DNA-templated transcription
Molecular function (GO): DNA-binding transcription factor activity; sequence-specific DNA binding
Source: RefSeq, a predicted model, not a curated record
AGAUAAGGGGAAAACAAAUACAUAAAGUAUACGUGAAAGAGAGGAGAAAAUUGCAGGCAUAGCAUAGGUUUAGUUUUAUCUUUUUUUCAUCUAUCUAAAGCGUGGACUUUAAUACUUUAUGCUGAAUUUGAUAAUUCAGAUCAAAAGUGAAUUAUUUGUGACACAAAACAAACAACAAGUUUGAAAGAGUUUCAUUUGUUUAGUUCAUUCAUUUGUUUGGCUUUGGUUUGUGAUCAAUAAUCAAUAAAGUUGUGAAUGGUUGGAGGUGGAAAUGGAGAGUGGCCUUCAGGUGGAGGGUUUAGUCCUGGUCCCAUGACUUUGCUUUCCAACUUGUUUGGUGACAACGAUGACUGCAAGUCUUUCUCCGAGCUCCUCGCCGGUGACACGUUGGAUGUUGAGCAUGGAGGUGGAGGAGGAGGAGGAAGAGGUGGUGGUGGCUUGUCACCGUUGGCCAUGUUCACUGCUCCACCUCAGCAAACGCUAGCACAAGCCUACUCAAAUGCUCAAAACCAAUCUGAACAUCAAUUUUCUGUAUCAGUAGUGCCUACCACUACCUCAUUGACACAAGUUCCUGCAAUAACAUUCAACAACAUUGCACAACAACUGAUACCGAACUCUGUUGAGUAUUCUUCUAACUCGGAACAAAGAUUACAGAAGUCUUCUUUUGUGAAUGUUGACAAGGCUAAUGACGACGGCUACAACUGGAGGAAGUAUGGACAAAAACAAGUGAAAGGUUGCGAGUUUCCUCGAAGUUAUUACAAAUGUACACAUCCAAGCUGUCUUGUGACGAAAAAAGUUGAACGCGAUCCUGUUGAUGGUCAUGUAACUGCAAUUAUUUAUAAAGGAGAACACAUUCAUCAACGCCCUCGUCCUAGCAAGCUCACAAAUGACAAUUCAAGUGUGCAACAAGUUUUAUCAGGAACAAGUGACAGUGAGGAAGAAGGAGAUCAUGAAACUGAAGUAGAUUAUGAACCUGGUCUCAAGAGAAGAAAAACAGAAGCCAAACUCCUGAAUCCAGCCCUUUCCCAUAGGACGGUCUCAAAGCCUAAAAUCAUUGUGCAAACAACAAGUGAUGUGGAUCUCUUGGAGGAUGGAUAUAGAUGGCGCAAAUAUGGGCAGAAAGUUGUCAAAGGCAACCCAUAUCCAAGGAGCUAUUACAAAUGCACAACUCCGGGUUGCAAUGUUCGGAAGCAUGUUGAGAGGGUUUCAACAGAUCCUAAAGCUGUAUUGACAACAUAUGAAGGAAAACAUAAUCAUGAUGUGCCAGCAGCCAAGACUAACAGUCAUAACCUUGCUAGCAAUAAUAGUGCAUCACAGCUAAAAUCACAAAAUGCCAUACCUGAGAUGCAGAAUUUCAACAGAAGGGGUCAACAUCAGCCUUCAGCAGUGGCACAUCUAAGAUUGAAGGAAGAGCAUAUAUAAAUAUAAUGUAGUUUUCAUAUUUUAUACAAGAUUGGAAGCAUGUGUUACAACUCACAAGUAAUCUUUAAGGUUUGAUGCUUUUUUGUUUUUGAAUGUGUGGCCAAAGUUUUGACCAAGGCCUAUAAGUCCAAUUUCUGGUAUACAAAAAGCAGCAUUAGAGAUCAUAUGUGUGAGUGGUUAGUUCUACAUUGUCUAAAAACGAGUGAUAUAUACAAGAAAUUUGAUUCAUAUAUC